CAGGGAUGAAGCAGGGGCUGAUAGAGAUAGACCCUCCUGUUCCUAUGAUACAAACACCACAGUAUCCAUGAUGAUCAGAGCAGGUCAUCCUGGGCUUCAGCCUUCAGAGAGAGUGGUAGGAGACCCCUCUGGUGGGAGUCUAACAGGAAGUCUGUCUUCUCCUUCAGGGUCUCAUCUAAUGCCUUGUGAAUGGGUCCAUAGAAGGCCUGGGUCAAGCCUUCCUCAGGUACCUCAUGGUUACCCCACCAUUACAGACCGAGUCAGGAUGGGUGUUCACCACAAGAUGUACUUAACCUAUAACACAGGGCACCAUCCAAACAAAACCCAAACAAUGGCUAGAGGUCAAGGAGGGAACUCAAAUACGAACCACCUGAGGGUGGUCGCUCCUGCUUCUACCUCCUCUGGUGUCAUUGGGUCACAACGUGGGAGGCAGAGCAUUAAGACAGACGCCGACAAGCCGUAUGCCUGCCCCACGUGUGGGAAGUGCUUCGCUGAGGCGAACUAUGUGAAGGAGCACCAGACCGUUCACACCAAGGAGAGACCCUUCAAGUGUAAACUAUGUUACAAGAGCUUCUCCUUCCGGAGUAACCUUAUCAGACAUAGGAGUGUCCACAAUGGGAAGAAACCUUUCAGCUGUACCCAGUGUCAUAUGCGCUUCUCCCACUCGUCCAACCUGAAAAGGCACCAGAGGGUCCACACAGGGGAGAGCCCUAAAGCUGCCCCCAGUGUGAGAACAGGUUCUCCCACCAGAACCAGCUGAAGAUGCACCUAAAGGACCACACCGGAGAAAGGCUGUUUGCCAGGAAGAGGUUCUCAGAGAGGAGCUACCUCAGGAUACACCAGCAGAAAAACAAUUCCACUCUAUAGAAAGUAACCAUUCCACUCGAUAGCUUCUGACGUUUAGAUCAAACCCUGCAAUAAAGACAAAGAUGAAUUUUCAUCAUCAGCAGAAAAGAUCCACAUUGACGCAUUUGAAAUAAAGUGUAGCAGAUUUCAGUGUUGAAUAUUCCUGGGUAAAAUACUGCAUCGAGACAUUGUGUGAUAUUUAAGCCUAAAAAGUCUAUUACGUAUUGUUUUGUACUGUGUAGGCUAUAUGAUGUUCACAAAUGCCUAUUUGAUCAAGUUCAUGCAGAUUUUCUGUUGAGACAUUACACUGACAUUUUUGUCAUUUAGAAGACUUAAAAUUAGUGCAUUAUACACAGUUAUAGCAAGUACAUUUUUCCUCAAAGUACUUUGUGCCUUCAGAAAGUAUUCACACCCCUUGACUUUUUCCACAUUUUGUUCUGUUACAGCCUACAUUUUAAAUUUAUUAAAAUUGAUUCAUUGUCAA
Messenger RNA from Salvelinus sp. IW2-2015, 1330 nucleotides. RefSeq lists its product as uncharacterized. The record is from RefSeq and is a predicted model, not a curated record. Gene Ontology annotation, molecular function: DNA-binding transcription factor activity, RNA polymerase II-specific. Lineage: Eukaryota; Metazoa; Chordata; Actinopteri; Salmoniformes; Salmonidae. Gene Ontology annotation, biological process: regulation of transcription by RNA polymerase II. Gene Ontology annotation, cellular component: nucleus.